This is a messenger RNA of Salvelinus sp. IW2-2015, 2889 nucleotides long. RefSeq names its product tumor protein p53-inducible protein 13-like. Lineage: Eukaryota; Metazoa; Chordata; Actinopteri; Salmoniformes; Salmonidae. Gene Ontology annotation, cellular component: cytoplasm. The record is from RefSeq and is a predicted model, not a curated record.
CGGUUACGUGAUAAUUUGGCGCCACCGUGUGGAAGAAAUGAGUAGAAACCAUGAAAAAAAUUACCUACAUUUUCUGUCCCAUUUGCUUUGCCGUAGCCAGUUCUAACGUGAACCGUAUGGUAAAGAAAAAAAGAGCUUCGAAUACUGUAUUUUGUCGGAUACCCCUUUGCUGUAACAGCAUCAAUGRCUCGCUUUGCACUGGAUGUUUGCGCUCAGUGCCAGCAGAGAGGGCUUUUGCAGUAGCUCGCACCGAUGGUUCUAGACGUGGGAGCUACAGGAAUGGGAUGAUCCACAUGUUGACUAAUAGUUUAUUUUUUAUUUUUAAGAAUGUAUUUAUUUUAAGAGAUUACUUCAAACAAUACAUCCAUGAAGAUGUAUCUCCGUGACUCGCUGUGACUCGCGCUGUCUAUUGUGUGAAGAAGAAUGUCUCCACCGCUGACGACUCUGCUGUCCGGGCUGUGGCUGUGCUUGGUUCUGUCCGGUGCUGCUAGGCCGAUGUGGAAAGCUUGUGACAAUGGCAAGCUCUUGCUGGGGAGAGACCUGCCCCCCUCAGUUGUGUGGAGCUGUCCUGUGAUUUCCUGGCCAGAGUCCACUACCCAGAAGAUUCCUAGCAUUGACACAAAGUAUCCCCCACAGCGGAUCGAGCACGUCUGCAUGGACACACCCAUCACAUACAAUCACACUAUCCCCAAUAGUGGUGCUCACCGGASUGUAGGGGCAGAGAGUGGKGAGUACCUGUACUGCCCSCCUCAACGCUGGCURAACAACCUGCAGCAUGGAGCAACAGUGUUGCUGUACCAUCCGUGUGCUCCUGUUUGUCAGCGUGACCUGCUGUCUGUCCUGGGCCACCGCUGUCUGUCUGACUACAUCAUAACGCCACACCCUGACCUCAGCAAACACAGACCGUUAGCGCUGGUGUCCUGGGGUCGCACGCUGGAGCUGUCCCAGGUGACCACGUCGGAGGUCUGUGAUUGGCUGCAGUUGACAGCGGCACACGGGAACCGUGGCGACGUGGAUCAAAGCAGACAGUAUAACUUGCUGUUGACCCWUCCUGCAGAUCACAAACACGCAUGCCCAAAGCUAAAGUCUCUGAGGCAGUGCUGUGAGGAGACCCUCUCUCUUCUGGAUGGAUGGUUGGAGGUGACAGACUGGGGGAGAGGGAGGGUCCGCAAGAGCCGAGCUGCACUCAGGAAGGAGGGGAAGGAGAGACAGACCACCCUGGACAGAACCGAGCCGAACAGAGUCCAGAAACAUGGAACCACACUCCAACCUGAAGCACAGGGCCAAGCCACAGUGAGGGCUACACAGGGAGGCACGGACCGAGGACUCAAAGUGACUCAACCUCACCGCAUAGAAAAUGACACUGAUGAAAAAGAUCCCAGAGGCAAAGUGAGAGAAACAGACUGGGUGAACCAGAACGAAGCAGAGGACAAGAGCAGCAGACACGAGGGAGAGACACAGCCCCGUAACUCUCCAACCAAGAGGAAAAAGCCUCUGUCUCAGAGUCAGCCCAAACAGCUGGCUGUCACUCAGGCAAACAGCCAGGACAGGAGAGCAGACUGUGAUGUUAGGGUGGGCCACUGCGAGUACACUGAGACCGUAGCUCCGCUAGGGGGCGCCGUGGCUGGACCCGGUGACAGGAUGCUGCCCACUCCGCGGACAGACGAGGCGGUGUGGGCGGUGGCGGCGUUGGGCUUCCUCCUGGUGCUGCUGGUGCUGUCCGUGCUGCACACACGCCUCUACCGCCACUGGCGCACAACGCCCAGCAUGUACUGGCACGACCCCAAGCAGGACUACGACAGGGUGGCAGAUGUGAUCCACAGGAGGCUGAAGAUGCCAGGGAGGAGGAAGAGGAGGGCGUCCAAGAGCCGAAGACAGGAGUGUGCCCUCCUACCACCCAGCUCCAGCACAGAGGAGGACGAGUAGAAACAGGUCUCUCUCAUUCCUCUCUCCCUCCAUCUGUUUAUUAUAUCCAUCUUGUCUUUACCCUGUGAGAAGAGAAGAAAGAGGAGAGGACAUUGGGACCUAAAAGCAGGGUACUCCUACUGGCCUAAUAACAUUGCUAUGCUGAAGAAACAUUUUAUGGAUUUUUUUGUGUGUAACGAGACCUCAAACAGGUACAUCUUCUAUUGCCGGUACUUAAGAGGGAAUAUUUUAGUAUUUUAACUGUCAUACAACACUCCAUAGUACAAAACCCCAUUCAAUCAGAUCACAUUACAGUAGAUCAUUCACAAUCACCACCAAUGACGCCGUUUUACUACACAUUCAAGCCUUUUCUCAUAGGGGCAGAGUCAGACUUAGGAAAUGUACGCCUUUCCUACGCACUUCUAAGUAGUCGAUAUUCAGACUUGCCAUAUGAAGGUGCGCAACAAGAUAUGCGGGUGUGGCUCCCACAAUAAAUUGAAUUCAACCCCAGAAAACCCACCCACUAGGUGGCCGACAGAAUUGACCAGGGAGUUUUCAUUCAAUUCCUUUUUUUCCCCCKUGUUCAUUUAUUUUAAACAAUCCCUUUGAAUAUGGAUUUGGACAGUGAAGAUAACUUUUUUCAAUUUAGAUCACAUGUUUCAUAUGAGGCGAGAGUACAGAAUGUCACCUUUAACUUGAGGGUAAUUUCUGUUUUCUGUUUUACUGUUUAGAAAUGAAGGGACUAUGUAUCUAUACCACCCAUUUGAAGAAGUAUUUGGACAAAUUCACUUAGUAUAUUAAAGUUGUUAAAAUUUUAGUAUUUGGUCCCAUAUUCCUUGCACUCAAUGGCUACAUCAAGCGUGUGACCCUACAAGUGUUUAUUGUAAGUAAGGACAGAAUGUUUCAGAACACUUCUACAUUAAUGUGGAUGCUACCAUGAUUAUCAGUAAUCAUGAAUGAUGAGUGAAUAAUGAUGAGUGAAGG